Molecule: messenger RNA, 1329 nt
Organism: Drosophila eugracilis
Lineage: Eukaryota; Metazoa; Arthropoda; Insecta; Diptera; Drosophilidae
Gene: Sting
Exons: 6
Coding region: 266-1303 (345 amino acids)
Biological process (GO): activation of innate immune response; positive regulation of type I interferon production; autophagosome assembly
Cellular component (GO): autophagosome; endoplasmic reticulum membrane
Molecular function (GO): cyclic-di-GMP binding; 2',3'-cyclic GMP-AMP binding
Source: RefSeq, a predicted model, not a curated record
UAGGCUGUAUGCAGUAGAUAACCAACCUUGUUGAAACUUGGCACUCAGGACAGAGUAUGUGUUGAACCGUUCCAAAAUAAUUUUCAAUUUUUUUAUAUGAUAAAAAACGUUUUUAAAAUUACACAUACCAAGUUUACAUCAAUGAGUAAGGAUUCGUACCAUUGAUAAAAAGUGUUGCAGUUUAGGAAAAAAACGAAAAACAAAGACUCACAUUUCUUAAAAGCUUUUGCAAAUCUUCAAAUCGAUCUGGCAACCCAAGUUCCAUAUGAUCAAAGAAAUGGCAAUCGCAAACAACGCGGACGAGGUGGAUAACGAAGUUCGCGCGGAGAAGGGCAGGAAAUGUUUUUAUUUGAAGAAAAUGAUAGGAGAUUACAUAGGCAACACUGUUCGAAUUGUGGCCACCGUCGUUUUGGCUGACUUCCUGCAGAGAUUGUAUCGCUCUGUCGUUGAAUAUGUCCACUGUAGCAAGUAUUAUCUGCCCGAGGAUCGAUUAUGGACGAUCCUGCGGCGCUCUUGCACAUAUAGCAACAAGUCGAGAUACCUGGUGAUGGGGUUCAUUCUCAUAGGAUUUUUAAGAAUUUCGGUUAGCGGAAAUUACAAGGACGUAGUACCCACAUUUAAGUUUCUGGCUUAUAUGCCGCUAUACUGGAUCUUCAGUAAUCUGGGUCAUAGCACCUUGACCUACUCCAGUUGGGUACGAGACUCCCAUGGACUUGAUUAUGCAGCUGGAAUGGCCUCCAACUACUUCCACGGCUACCUUAAACUUUCACUGCCAGAACGUAAGGCCGAUGGACUCCUACAUCGAAUGAACGUUUAUGAGGACAAGUACAAUGUCACCUUCGGUAUAAAACGACUGAUUAUCCUUAUUCCUGACGAAAUGUUCAUCAACGGCGUAAUCCAAAGCAGGAUAUUGGAAAAAGCAACGCCUCUGGAAACGCAGUUCAUCAAUCGAGCGGGAGUGAAUCGUCCCUUUAAACACGCUGUCUAUAGGCUGGCCGAAAAAGUUAAUGGCAAGACCUACUACUUUGCCAUGGAGGGUGCCACACCCAUGUUAUCUUUUUUUGAAGCUAUGCAUUCCAAUUUUUCGGCCACCUGGCAAAUGAAAGAAUUGAAGCGGGAGAUCUGGCUCAAAUUCUACACGCACUUAAAUGAGCUCAUUAAAACGUGGCCGGAGACACGUAAUUUAGUAGAGCUAAUCAUCUAUAAUUCCCAUGAUACCAAAGGAGAUCUCGUUGAUGUUGGCGAAAUGCUCAAAUCUCAUAUGGAACUAAAAACCAAAAAUAUUGACGAAAUGAUCGGCUAAUAAAAAAGUUUACGUUUCUAAUGGUA